Messenger RNA from Rattus norvegicus (Norway rat), 11961 nucleotides. The record is from RefSeq and is a predicted model, not a curated record. NCBI's taxonomy places the organism in Eukaryota, Metazoa, Chordata, Mammalia, Rodentia, Muridae.
UGUAGGUUUAUGCUAUGCUUUUGAGUCGCUUACGCGUUAACUCCUUCGGACCCCUUGGAAGUCCCGGUGCCCUCUCAUUGUCUGGCCCGACUUAAGGUCGGACCGGCCACCCGGCUUUGAUUACUUCCUGGUAGGGCCUGGUGCCGACGCUGGUCUUUGUUUAUGAGCUUUAAGAAUAUCACUGGCAGGUUGGACUGUAGUGUAAAAUGUGAAUCGUAGUCAUCAGAAAUCAAGUUCAUUUGCAAAGCUGGAAGACGGCGGUACGAUUCUGCAGAGUGGUUUUUCAUCCUCGGUUGGAUUGGAGCUAGGAAGGUAGUUUAGGGACUGCUUUAAUACUUUUGACAUAUUACUUCUUCAAAGGUGAUUAUAUUUUUGAAGCAAAAUAUAUGGGGUGACACAAAGAGAACUGUCCUCCGGGAUAAGGAAUAGAAGUAACUGCAGUUUUCUGGAGCACCAAGACUUGGUGUCUUACUUACCUUUGUAAAGUCAGGUGUCUUUUUCUGUUCUGCAUGAAGCCUUUAAAAAUUAAUAGUUAAUUGGUCUCACAGGACAGUGUUGCAGUUCCUUUGGUUUGUGAGACUGGGUCUCUAUUAUAGUCCAGGGUGACCUAGAAUUCAUAAUUUUCCUGUCUCAGCCCUUGGAGUGCUGGGAUUAUAGGCAUGUGCUACCCUGCUGGGCCAGUAUUGCAGUUCUUUGUGGGAGUGCAGAACUUGUGUGUGAAUGAGCCUUACCUGCAAAUGCAUCUUCAACAGUGAGUCUCGAGCUUGGAACAUAACUACUACCAGACCAGUUCAAGUGGUCUGUUAGUUAAUUAACUAUAGCUGUUGGGCUAUAGUUGAAAUUUUUCGAGUCUCUCUCUCUCUCUCUCUCUCUCUCUCUCUCUCUCUCUCUCUCUCUCUCUCUCUCUCACACACACACACACACACACACACACACACACACACCCUCCUUCCCUCCCUCCCACUAGGAAAAGCUUACACCUCACAAGGAAUGAGGGCCCUUCUUGCCCAUCUGUAGUCAACUACAGGAAUCAGAGGUGGGCACAUCAACACAAGCCUAAUUUUUUUUUCCUAUGUAAAAUCACAUCAAACUUAGAAAUGGCUUCAUUGUGCACAUGCAUCUAAAAAAAAAGGCAGGCAAGAAUUAUGCAAGUGGCAGAUAUCCUGUUGUGAGUCAGUCUUGCCUCCAUCAGUUAAGGAGUCCACUUUGACUGGGGAAGAGAGAUGCAGCAAAUGAAGCCUCUCUGGAGGAAUUCAGCACAUUAAAAUGGAGCAUAACUGGGAGACUUGUGCUGAAAACAAGAACAAAUUAGUAAUGGAAGGGCGAUUUCUUUACCACGUGUAGCAAAUGGUUGCCUCUGACCCUGAUGGGUCUAAUCACUUGCAUUUGUAGGACCAAUAAAGCUAGUUUCACAACUCUGUGGAUGUUUUUUUCUGUCUCAGUCUCGUUUCAUAAUGGCCUCCCAUUUAAACCUGUUGGCAUCCCUUCUAUGGUACAAUCAAAUAUUGUAUUAAGCUUGAUCUUGUUCUUGCCUGUCUGUAGUAUCAGUAAUUAAAUGAUCGGUAAAUCUGUGAUCCCUAAAUCUGUGAUCCCUUAACUAACUCAUCAUCUUGGAGUGUGUUAUGUAUUCUGUUUUUUUUUUUCUUUUUCUUCAACACUCCAGUAUUUAUUUAUUUAUUUAUUUAUUAAUUAUUUUUUGUAAGAGAUUAGAAGGGUAGCCAGUGAGUUGAAAUAAUGCUCUCAUUGGUAUUGAGUCUCAUACUUCUUACUGAGGAGGGAGAAAAUCCCAGUUUUGGCACCUGGACAAUAAAAAGUAAUGCCCCUGCCUUAUUUUUCAUUGGGAGUAUGCAACUAUACCCCAGUGAGACAGCGAGGCAGAUUACAAAAAACCAACAGCACAGACUGUAGCAGGCCCCACCUCAUUGGACCAGCACUCCUGUUUCCUUGAGUGUGAGUUUCAUUUUGUCAUCUGAAAAAAGAACAGUGCUUUGCAUUUACUCCACAAGUCUCUGUUAGGAUGAGCAAGAUUGUGUGUGUGUGUGUAAGUUUGCUUUCUGGUGUCUUAAGUAAUUUAUGGUAUCACAGAUUAGUACAUUUUUAUAAAUAGGACUCUGAAAAUUAAAUGUCUGAGCCCAUUAAAUGGAGCCCAAACAUGUUGGCUUUAUGACGAAUUGUUUUACAAGGAGAGAGUAAUGAUAUUUCAGAACUAACUAGAGCUACUUAGCCAUGGAGGGUACAGUGCAUUAGGUUAUGUAAUUGUAUGCUACAGACUUCAUACGACUUUUGUUUGUAAGGCCUCUUUAUAAUCUGAACAUUUUUCAGAAUCCUGGGUAUUUGUGUGACUUAGGUCUAUUAAUACUAUAUUAGAAAUUAAAACUAAAUAUUUACUUAUUAUGAGUAACAAUAAAUCUGAUACUUAUAAACAGAAAUGAUCAUUUAUGUGAAAAAUUUUCAAAAUUGAAUGGGGAGAGUAGCUUUUUAAGUUUAUAUGGUUUUGUAACUUUUUUUUCCCAAGCCAGUGUGGCCUUGGCUGUCCUGGAACUCACUGUGUAGUCCAGGCUGGUCUUAAACUCAGAGAUUCACCUGCCUCUACUUCCUGAGUUCUGGAAUUAAAGGUGUUUGCCACUACCACCACCCAGGCAUGUUUUUGUAAACACAUUUGGAUUGUCACAUCUGCUUCUCAUUGCAGUCUCUUCAGAUAUCAAACUUCACAUAUUAUAUAGAAAACCUACUUUGUGCUCUUGAGAGAUCUAAAGGAAACAUUCAAAUAACAUAGAGCUGGUGGUAGUGGCAGAUGCCUUUAGUUCCCAGCACUUGGGAGGCAGAGGCAGGUAAAUCUCUCUGCAAUUGGAAGCUGGUCUACAGAGCAAGUUCCAGGACAGCCAGGACUACACAGUGAAACCCUUUCUUGAAAAACAGCAAAACAGAGCAACAAGCACAGAACCCAAAGUAAUAUAGUAAUAUCUUUUUCUUUCUCUCUACCUUCAUAUCAUUCAUGGACCUUCUGGAUCUACUGAAAAGGGACUCCUGAAGUCUUAGGGUUAAAGAUCCUACUUUGAGAUCUCAUAGGCAGAAUGGUUAGGGGCACCUGCUCUUAUCAAACUCACAUUAUAAAAUUAGAGAAAUUCAUGAAGCUGGCAACAGGUAGUCAUAUUUGUAAGUACUUGAAGUUUGAAACACUUUAGCUGAGAAAUAGAUCAUGGGGUCUAGUGGAUCCUUACUCUCAAAAAGUAGGUCUAUUCUAGUUGGAGAGCCAGGAAACUCCUGUUUAGAAGAUAAAUCCAUAUAGUAGUUUAAGGUAAAUGUUGAAAAUAGGGAUCUCCUAAUGAGGUAAAAAUUUAUGGCUGCCUAAUUGUAGCUAAGAACAUUCUAGUUUUAAGUUACAAAAGUUUAAAUUAAAAAAGUUUGAAAAGUUAAAUGGGCCAAUCUCUCGAUCCUUGUGUUCUAUGCACACACCACAUGUUAUUUUCAGGAACUGGAGGCUUGGGCAUUCCAUAUUUAUUUUUGUGGUGGAAAGUUUAACUAGUGACAAAAGACAGGGAUAAAACAUGAAAUGCUUAAGAACGAUAUACUAAUCAGCUCUGUUUUUAAACUAAGGAAAGCCAGGAGUUUAGGGCUAUAGUGUUGUUUGUUUGGAGCUAUGCUAUAGUUGGAGUCCUGAGACUUUCUCCUGAUUAAUUCUUCAGAAAGUUGAGGGAGCCUCUAAAUUUCCAGGACACUCACGCCUAAAUCACUCAGUUCAAGAAAAAGGAAUGAUUCGAUUGAUCUGCAGUUUGUGUUUGGAGGGGUUGUUGGAGGUAAACCUGUCUGUCUUACUUUUUAAAAAAAUCCUUUUAGUAGGAUGAGGUGCUGGCUGGUUCUUUUGUCCAUGGUAAUAAAUUUAUAAUGUACUGAUCAGUUUGUGAUAAAGGUAAGAGGUCACCUUGAUGGAGUGAUGAGUUAUUUUGUAUCCUAUUUCUCUCAGCCUACAUUUAAAGACGACUAGUUUGUCCCUUGGAAGCAGUUUUUUUUUUUUUUUUUUUUUUGUUCUUUUUUUUCGGAGCUGGGGACCGAACCCAGGGCCUUGCGCUUCCUAGGCAAGCGCUCUACGACUGAGCUAAAUCCCCAACCCCUAGUUUGUCCCUUGGACUAAAUUUUCUAGAUAGGAUCAAUACUUUACUGUGGUUGAAUAUAUUAAUUACUUUUCAGUAGCAUUCUGUCCUGUGUUUACUAAAUAUCCACUGAAGUGCUGUACUCAGUGAAUGCCUGCUUAAUGAAGUUUUUUCACAUAGAUUAUAAAAUGAUCUCUGACUUCAUUUUGGGAAUAAAUGCAGAUGAAGUGAGUUUAUUCCCCCAGAAUGCUUUCCCUAGCCUCCACUUCCCAGUGGGUUAGCCAGAAAGCUGGAUUGUAAGAAGGUGACCAUUCAUGACCUUGUUAGUACAGAAUAUGUAGUCUUUAGGCAGUGUAGACAUAGAUGGGCAGAUGGAAAAUUAGUUGUCUAAUGAGUAGGGUCAUUUAAGUCAAUGGUUAGAUGAUAUUCAUACUGAUUUGAAGAUUAGUAUUUGAACUUUGUAUUAUGCUUGUGUACUUUCUGAAGAAUUUGAACUAUCUCAGAAAUAUUAAUAAAGCCUAAGUCAGUGGAGUUGUCUUUCUAGUCAUGCUGGCAGUGUUCUUCCCCAGCCCAACCCUAGUACUUUAAGCCUUAGCCUGUUCCUACAACCUCUAAGUGAUUGAUUGUGGAUUUGAAAGCCCUGGAACUGUCCACGUGCUCUGUUUGACAAGGCACAGGGCUGAACCUGAAGGGGUGAGCCAGGGCUGUUUCUUUUGUGAUCAGAUGUUAUUUUCCAAGCAAUAUACCAAGUAUAUAAAGAAUAUCCUGCAUGACCUAAGCAGAAGGAAAGGUUGGGCUGAGGGAGAAAUUAGGACUCUUUGUUUUCCUGGAACUCAUUUACUCUCAAGAAAUUUUUACAUUGAUACCAUGAACAGUAAGAUUUUAUAACAUUCUACUUCCCCUCAUUGAAAUUUAUUUAAUAUUUUAAAGUGUGUGUGUGUGUGUGUGUGUGUGUGUGUGUGUGUAUGUAUGUAAGUAUGUAUGUGUGCCGUGUGUGUUUGAAGCACUAUCAAUUAGAAGAUAACUUACUGUAACCGACCCCUUCCUUUUUCAGUGAUCUACCACAUCAGGCUUGGUGGUAUGUGUCUUCGCAUGCUGAACCAAUUGCAGGCCUCCUUAUUGGAAUUUAUCCAGUUUUCUUCUGAAAGAUUUGCUUGUGCUCUUUUAAACUAGAUGUAGAGAUGCUAACAACUUUAUAGUAUUUUGUAGGCAGUAAGCAAAAUAAAGAGUAGUUAGUACCUGAGUAAUUUAAAUUCCUGUCUUAAAUUUUGAGUCCUCUUCUGUUGGAAUAAUUUACAUGUGAAUUUUUUCUUCAUUUUUUUCUUUUUGAGCCCUUCUUGUCUAACAUUAUCUCUGUUGGGGGGAAAACAGUCUUUGAUUAAGCUGCUUCAAACUUACUUCUAUAAAUGUUUUGUGUUCAGGCCAGGCUUGAGAAGGGAUUUAGUAGGAAGCACUGCAGUAGAGCAUGUGUGCUGUGCAGUCUGUCAGUGUUUGGUUUAUUCAUAUCCUUUUAGCUAGAAGAGCAAAUGCUCUAGGUGUUUUCAUAGCGCUUUCCUGGACAGAUGGCUGAGGAGGAAGUACUUUGAUAGAUUCUCAGUGGGGGUUGGUACUUGGAGGGUAUGCUUGUGAUGAUUGACAGUUGAGAAUGCUGAGAAUAGUAUCAACCUCAGUAACAGCUUGUUCAUCUUACCUGGAUUUGUCUUGUGCCAAGACCUCUCAAGAUGCUCUGAGAUUUUUAUAUAACAGUCUGUUUUGGGAAUGUAGGUAAGAAUAGAUAUCAUUGAGGCUCAAAAGGUAUUCACCAAAAAACUGUUCAUUGCAGUCAUAUCUUGAAAUCAGUGGUAACUGUUGAAUGAACUUUGGCUUAGAAAUUUGUAAACAUAAGCCAUAUUUUAUAACUACUAUGAGUCUGCAGAUGUUAUUAUCUGUAGUAAUUCCAGAUGUUUUCUCAUCUGUUGUUUUACUGAGUAGGAGGAAAGCUGAGAACAAUAUAAAGUAACUUCAAAGCAGUUCGCUAGCAUUUAAUCCUAACUAAUUUAAUUAACCACCUAUCCUUGUAGUUUCUCUUGAUUUAUAGAUUGUGAAACUGAGAUAGAGGUUAGGAGUUGCUUAAGAUGUUCCGGGAUAUUAAAAGAUAGCCCAAAGCUUAAAUUCAACCACUGAGACUUUUUUAACUUGUCUUUUGAGAGUAAGGUCUUUCUUUUGUCAUUUAGAAACUUAACGCUUAGUGAUUUAAGGGGCUUAAAGGGCUUGGAAACAUGCUUGAAAUGAGUUCCUUGGAAGAUUUUUGCUAUGAGAAUGUUUUUUAAAUUCCACAUCUUAAAAAUCACUCAUUUUAAAACUUGGUGUUUGACUUCCAUCAUCCAAUUUAUUGAUUAAAGUGCUAGCACAUGGGCACAAAGCAUUGUCUAUGUAACUGGGAAGAAAAUAGCCUUGGAAGUCAGCUUCACUAUGCUCAGCUCCACUUUAUUUUUUGUAGACUGAAAUUCACCAUGCAGAUGUAAUGUAACAACCCGUCAGUAUAGGUAUAGAAACACGCAGUAGGCUUCUGGUUGUUGAAAAACAUGUCCUUCAAUUGAGUUCUUGUCCCCCUGCUUGCUUCAUUUUGUUUCUAGUAUUGGAGAUUUUUGGUGGUGGGGUUUGUGUUCUGUAGAAGAGGGAGAGAUUUCUGAAGCUAUGGAAUUUUGCUUUUGCCUCUGAUAAUUCAGAGGUAACCUGAAAUCCACUUUUAGGUAGCAUGUUUAUUAUAUUUAGUUAUAUUCUAAGAUUUUCCAGGUGUAUUUCCUAUAAAAGUGAAGUACAGUUACAGUUUUUAGAUUGCAGGUCUUUUUUUCUUGGUUCUUUUUUUCGGAGCUGGGGACCGAACCCAGGGCCUUGCGCUUCCUAGGUAAGCGCUCUACUACCACUGAGCUAAAUCCCCAGCCCCAGAUUGCAGGUCUUAAGAUAUAUUCCUCCCUUGUAAGUGUGUGUGUGUGUGUGUGUGUGUGUGUGUGUGUGUGUGUGUGUGUGUGUUGCUUUGAGUUCCGGGCCAGCCUGGUCUAUAUAGGGAGUUACAGGACAGCCAGGGCUACCUAAAGAAAUUCUGUCUUAAAAAAAGAAAGGAAAAAAAGGCGGGGGGGGGGGGAGGAAAUUAAACUUGGACAUUACAAAAUAAAUUUGCACUUGCCUUUAGUUGUGUUAGUUGAAUAUGUCCACAAUAAAUUGUAACUAACUUAAUUUCACAAUUCUGAGAAGGCGAUUAAUUGGGUAUUUCUUUUAAAAGAUAGUAUUUCAAACUGGAUUUUAUCUGCUUUAGGACAGAGUAGCUAUAUCAGUGAUGUGUUUUCCAUUCUUGAGUAGAAACUGGAUCUUGUUUUUUUCUUUAUUUUAGCUGGAUUGAAGAUAAUCUUCCUUGUAGAAAUCUGCUUGUCUUUUUUAUCUUUGACCUGCUCUCAAGACUAGCUUUUAGGGACUGUUCUAUUCUUCUUCUCAUCUUUGAGAAGAGACUACUAUAUUUUUGUAGAUUUAAUAGAACUAGUUGUAAGGUAGUACACUGUUAGCUUCUUUAAGUCUUUGUUUGACCUUGCUGAUUAACCUGAGGUUUCAUUUUUGACUUACUAGGCUUUGACCUGUGGCAGUUCUCCUGCCUCAGCCUCCCAAGUAGCUAGGAAUACAGGUGUGAGCCAUCACACCUGGCUUGGAUGUUAAUGCUUUGAUAAGUUUUGGAGGAGAAAAAUUAAUUUUUUUAUGAAACAAAUUUCUAUGAUGAAUUGUUUCUCUAUGGUUAUACAUAUGCUGCAGAAAUCUUCUUGUAUACUAGGGAGCUGCAGAAAUGGCUCAGCUGAGAACAUUGGCUAUUUUAAAGGAUUCUGGUUUGACUCCAGCAUCCACAUGGCAGCUCUCAAUGUCCCUUACUCUUUCAGGGAAUCUGACGCCCUCUUCAGAACUACCCAGGCACCAGGCAUACAUAUGAUGCACAGAUAAACAGGCAGCUACCCAGGGCAGUCACAGAGUCAGAGAAUGAGAAGAGGAGACUCUUAGUGGGAACAACCACAGAACAAUUAAGCAGAAAGGAAAAACUGUUAUGAUGAAUGCUUAACUGACUUCAUCAACGGAUAAUUUACUCAUCUAAUGGAUGAUUCAAGAGAGGCUGAUUGCCAGCCUGGAAAAAGAAAAGGACAGAGUGUGCAGGUCCAACAAAAGCCCCUGGGUCUGUUUGACUUGUUCAAGUGUCCACUGUGGAAGGUAUGUGAAUGGCCAUGCAAAAAAACAUUAUGAAGAUGCACAGAUACCCUUACUCAACCAUAAGAGAUCAGAAAAACAGGAGAAAGCUCAGCAUACAGUGUGUAUGGAUUGCAGUAGCUACAGCACAUACUGUUACCGCUGUGAUGAUUUUGUGGUCAAUGACACCAAGCUGGGCCUGGUACAGAAAGUGAGAGAACACUUACAGAACUUGGAAAACUCAGCUUUUACAGCUGACAGGCACAGAAAAAGAAAAUUAUUGGAAAACUCAUCACUGAAUAGCAAGUUAUUAAAAGUAAAUGGAAGUACGGCUGCCAUUUGUGCCACAGGCCUUCGGAAUUUGGGCAACACGUGCUUCAUGAAUGCUAUCCUUCAGUCACUCAGUAACAUCGAGCAGUUUUGCUGUUAUUUCAAAGAGCUGCCUGCUGUGGAGUUAAGGAAUGGGAAAACAGCAGGGAGGCGGACAUACCACACCAGGAGCCAAGGGGACAGCAACGUGUCUUUGGUAGAAGAGUUUAGAAAGACACUGUGCGCUUUGUGGCAAGGCAGCCAGACUGCAUUUAGUCCUGAGUCCUUGUUUUAUGUUGUUUGGAAGAUCAUGCCUAACUUUAGGGGUUAUCAGCAGCAGGAUGCCCAUGAAUUCAUGCGUUACCUUUUGGAUCAUCUGCACUUGGAACUUCAGGGUGGCUUCAACGGUGUUUCCCGCUCAGCAAUUCUACAGGAGAAUUCUACACUGUCUGCAAAUAACAAAUGCUGCAUAAAUGGAGCAUCAACUGUUGUCACAACAAUAUUUGGAGGAAUUCUCCAGAAUGAGGUCAACUGCCUCAUAUGUGGGACAGAGUCGAGGAAGUUUGAUCCAUUCCUAGAUCUCUCCUUAGAUAUUCCAAGUCAGUUCAGAAGCAAGCGCUCUAAGAAUCAGGAAAAUGGGCCUGUUUGCUCCUUACGAGAUUGUCUUCGCAGCUUCACUGACCUAGAGGAACUUGAUGAGACGGAGUUGUAUAUGUGCCAUAAGUGCAAAAAGAAACAAAAGUCCACAAAAAAGUUUUGGAUUCAAAAACUUCCCAAGGCGCUGUGCUUGCACCUGAAAAGGUUUCACUGGACAGCAUAUUUACGAAACAAAGUAGAUACAUACGUUCAGUUCCCACUGAGAGGCCUGGACAUGAAGUGCUACCUACUAGAGCCAGAGAACAGUGGCCCCGACAGUUGCCUGUAUGACCUCGCUGCCGUGGUUGUUCACCAUGGCUCUGGGGUUGGUUCUGGGCAUUACACAGCAUAUGCAGUUCACGAAGGCCGCUGGUUCCAUUUCAAUGACAGCACUGUGACAGUGACUGAUGAGGAGACCGUUGGGAAGGCGAAGGCCUACAUUCUGUUUUAUGUAGAGCGUCAGGCCAGAGCUGGAGCAGAUAAACUGUGAUACCUCCUGACCAUGAUUCAUCUACUAUACCGGACAACAUUUCCAUUCUCCAUAAAUACUUGAUCCAAGAUUUAAUUUCAGUAUGCACUUUUCAAUUUCCAGUUUGGGGUUUUAGUUUGGUCAGUGGUAGUAACUUACCCAAUAUGGGCACCAACUAAUUUUUGUUGUUCUACCAGAAAACCUCAGCAGGCAUUUUGAUUGGCUGCUUUAGUUGUAAUAAUUCAAUUUUUAUAAGUAGUUUCCAGAACUUAGUUCUGUUUGACUUUUUAUAUUAAUGUUUUCAGUUCUCACGGAGGCACAUUUUAUUGCUCUGUACUCACAUGCUGAGAGCCACCCUGCCUGCUGUCUGCAUAGCAGGCAGGUCAGCGACUCCGUUGUGAGGGUCGUGUGUGCAGGUCUGUGACCCGCCGGUUUCACAGUGACUGCUCAGGAAUCCCUUCUGACUGUAGGCCGUAGUAGCUGAAGGUCAGGAGACCAGGCCAUCACCACUGCCUGUGCCUCAGGGUUGCUGUUUCUCAGCAUUAAAUAAAUUUGUCAGUUCCGUUGCGUCUGUGCUCAAGUUCCAGAAUCGCUCUAUUUCUUGUUUCUGUUCUUCUGUUAAUAUUUUCUUGGGGGCAGGCAGACAGGCAGGCUAGGAACUCUGACAAGUGCAAAUAUGUGUUUAAAAGCCCUGUGAUUCAGCUGCAUGACAGAGGUGUGUCCUGUGUGUGGAUUCUGUCUGACCAUCAGAGGUCAGGUCUCCUCCAGACUUGACUUCCAGGCAGAAGUGGAUCAUUGACACUCUGGGUCUUAACCCACUCCCUGCCUAAAGCAGAACCAGGUAUUAAGUAUUUGUCUCUGAACAAGAAUAGUUUCUAUUAAACCCAGUAGCUUAAAAAAUACUGUUCACAAAAAUAGGGUAGAAGCACUAUUUGGAUUCAACCCAAAUUAAAAUUGGUUCAUUUAAAGAAGGCAGCAGCUAGUAGCAAGUGUGGAGGCCAGUGAUCGAGUUUGCAGGUAUUUGUAACCUGCAAGUCAGAGUGUAGAACUCCAGCAUGGCCUGUACCAUAGUCACUUCCUUGAGGGACAAAAAUGUACUUCAUGCAGACUUUUUAGUAAUCUCAUUUUUUUCUAUUAAAAGUUAGUGUAGUAGUUUUCUUAGGUCACUGUGAGGUUGAUGAGGACACAUGACCUAAUUCCAUUUUAAUAUUAACUAGAGAAAUCUUGCAUUCCCUCAGAGCAGAAAUUACACACUGCAUCAGCACCUUAUUAAAACACUAACUUGAAUCCAUACAAUGACUACAUGUGGUUAAGUUGAAAACUCAUUCAUUCCUCAGUCACACUAGUUAGGUCAGGGAUGGACACAGGAAGGUCUAGUACAUUUCCAUAGGGCAUGAGGUCUCUCACACAACACUGGUCUAAGCACUACAGCUUAGAUUUAGUGCAGGGAGAAAUUGAGGAACUGUGCUACGUUACAUGAGGUAGAGGCUUAUGCACUUCUAUUAGUCUACUGGUUUGACCCACAGAUCGAGGGUCGCAUGAUUUGCUCUAAUAUGUCAGGACCUUGAUACCAUCACAGCUAAGCCUGAAUGUAAGUCUCAUCUAACUUUGCACACAGCUCCUGCUAAUCCAGGCUCCUCUGGCAUUUGUGUCUUGGCCUCUGAAUAGGCACUUGUAAUGACUUACACAAUACUCAGACAGAGCUGACACUGUCACACCAGGUGGGACAGCAGCAGCAGACUGGGCUGCCAUGUUGGGGAGAUUGGUCAUUAGACAGGCAACACUGUUGACACAAAAGGGAAUGAAUGUCUCUGGGAAUUUUUGUAGCAGCUUUAUUGCUUGAUUUUGCUUAAGCAACAAUGGCCGAGUGGCACCAUGAAGACUCUGAGGAAGUGACUGCCCAUUGGCUGUGCCCACGAACACCCAUGAUGUCCAUGUGCCUAUUUGUUUGUAAUCUGUGUAGCCUUACUGCACCUGUUACAAGCGUAUCUCUGUACUGUCUAGGGCUGGCUUUCCCCAUGUGUGCUAACCGGCAUGCAACUUCUUGCUCAGAGCUUAUGCUGAGGCAGGGCCUCAUGCAUGCCCUGUCCCAUCAGCCCCUGGCAACAGGAAACUCCAAGUCUUCCCACACAGGUGGGGAUAGAAACUGUGGCAACAUAAGUCUCUCUCCAUGGUGGAGAAUCCUAUGCUUAUCCACUGUAUUCUACUCAGUGUGUAGUGACAGAUGAUGUAAUUAAACCAGUCACAUGUGCUGGC